Messenger RNA from Pungitius pungitius (ninespine stickleback), 1957 nucleotides. Its product is annotated as potassium channel subfamily K member 16-like. Gene Ontology annotation, biological process: potassium ion transmembrane transport; stabilization of membrane potential. Lineage: Eukaryota; Metazoa; Chordata; Actinopteri; Perciformes; Gasterosteidae. The transcript is spliced from 5 exons. The record is from RefSeq and is a predicted model, not a curated record. Gene Ontology annotation, molecular function: outward rectifier potassium channel activity; potassium ion leak channel activity. The coding region runs from base 1 to 861 and encodes 286 amino acids. Gene Ontology annotation, cellular component: plasma membrane.
AUGGCGAGGUUUCAGUCUCUGUGGGUCAAAGCGAACUGGACAGUACUUUUGAUUGUGGCCCACUUCUCAUACCUGCUGAUUGGGGCCACUAUCUUCCAGAUGCUGGAGCGGGAGGCCGAGAGCAACAACCGGAUCCACUUCCAAGUGGAAAAGUUGAACUUCUUGUCUAAUUACACCUGCCUGGACGGACAGGCCCUGGAGACGUUUGUAAAGGUGAUUUUAGAUGCCUGGGAAAAAGGAGUGAAUCCCUCAGGCAACUCAACAAACCCCAGCAACUGGGACUUCAGUAGCUCUUUCUUUUUUGCAGGCACAGUGGUCACCACUAUAGGCUACGGCAACCUCUCCCCCAGCACUGUAUCCGGUCAAGUGUUUUGUGUGUUUUACGCCCUGUGCGGAAUCCCACUCAACCUGGUCUUCCUCAAACAGCUGGGCAGGUGUCUCACCAUCCACCUUGGUCGGCUGGAGAGGGGAAUGUUCUCAGUUGUUCCACACAAGCAAAUGGUGGAGGCUCUAGCCGUGAGCUUGUUCUUCAUCACAGGCAGCCUCGUCUUCUUGGUCAUCCCUCCUCUGCUGUUCAGUUAUGUGGAAGGCUGGACGUUCGGCGAGGGCUUUUAUUUCUCCUUCAUUACCCUCAGCACCAUUGGUUUCGGAGAUUAUGUGGUGGGUACCGACCCAGGCAAGGAGUAUAUCUCAUUGUACCGGAGCCUUGCAGGCAUUUGGAUCAUCUUUGCCUUGGCUUGGCUCGCUCUUGUCCUCAACAUGGGAGCCAGAAUAAUGGAGCUUGUUAUUGGCCUGACUCAAGAGGAAGAGGAGAAGGAGGAGGUGUCACCAAGUAAACUAGAAGACGAGUCAAAGACUUGACAGUGGACUGUAGAUGGGAAAGAUUGUGUACAUACUACGGUACAGUGGGGAAGAAGAUGUAGCAGCUAGCAGAAACUGCUUUUGUAAGAUAUUUAUUCCUCCAUAUACUGUAUAUAUGCCGCACGUUAUCUAAAAUUGCAAAAAACGCAAAAUACACCACUAGCUUCGAAUGUUUUCUCUGAAUCUUUUAUUUAUUUAUUUAUUUUCCUGCUGCACCAGUAGAGUAAGGUCUUUUGGUGGAUUUUUUUUAGUCUUUUGGGCCAUUCUCAAACCAGUAGCAAUCACAGAGGGACCAACAUAACCACGUUGGUGACUUGGGACAAAUGUGUUUUGAAGGUCCCUCAGCAGUGUUAAAUCUAUACAUUGUUCAAUUCAUAAAUUGCCAACAGCAAAGAAGAUUUGGCAAUAUUUUCAUUGGCGCACCCCACAUAAUAAUUUAUUAAAUUAUGUGAGUUUCUACUACUAUUGAUACUACCAGUGUGAGUUUCUACUACUAUUGAUACUACCAGUGUGAGUUUCCCUAAAGAAAGUAAUGUUAAGGUAUACAUGUUCGCUGUUUGCCUAAUAUUUAUAUCAGAGUGACAAAGACUACUUGGCAUUGUUGGCGGUCCUUGGUUUGCAAGUAGAAUUACAAAAAGUUUGCAAUAUGAUCACAUGCAAUUCUCCAAUUAUUUCAAAAUAAAAUGAAUAACACAUUUUAUGGAUAAAUAUAGGCAUAAUAUGAAAGUGUGAAGAUGGAAACAUGGGGUUUCUAUCAGGUGAGAAUAACGUAAUGUUUGUAACACUUUACAUUAUAAAUUCCUUCUUGACUAUGUCUGUGUUUAAUUUUGUCGUCCUGUUUUCUGUUAUAUGCUACCAAGCAGCAUUACAAUUGCACAGUGCCAAUGUGUAUAUGUAUAUAAUGUGUGUGUGAUCAUGUGGGCCCACAUCUGCAUUUGUGUACUGGUGUGGCGACUCGAGACCGGAGGGCUACACAAACAUAUCAAUCAACAUGUUGGGGUCAGGGGGAGCUGAGAGCACGCAGCGCUGAUCCCUGGAAGGCCGCUGGAAGCCAGGAGCAAGCCUUUUGCCCGGCAUGCUCGUCAUUAUGUUCACU